AUGAAGUUCGUUGUCUUCGCCCAGUUGGCGGCCGUUGCUGCCCCAGUCAUCGCUGUUGAUCUCGCAGUUCAAGCCGGUCAACAUGUCAUCUACUCUUACCCAGGCCUUACACCCCCCGAGAGCUUGUACAAGCUCACCUCAGAGGGCAAAGUCGGCGGCCUAAUCAUCUUCAAGGAAAAUGUUGAUUCCAACCUGGCAGCCGUCAUGGACAAGUUCCAGGCUCUUUACAAGGCUUCACCGGCCUAUAAUGGCCAUCCCAUGAUUAUCACCACCGACCAAGAGGGAGGCGCUGUCCGUCGUGUUCCCGGCGGUCCAACUCAGUCCGCUCGCCAGAUUGGUGACUCCUCAAACCCCAUGCGAUCAGCCAGCCAGGCCGGACGGGAUGCGGCAGCAGCUUUGAAAGCGCAGCAUAUUAACGGCAACUUGGCCCCAGUUUUGGACAUCUACCGUGAAAAGGGCAACUUCAUCGAUGAAUUUGGCCGUUCAUUCGGCAACAAUACCGAAAUAGUGACCUCGUGUGGUUCAGCCUUCGCCAUUUCGCAGUCUCGUGCUGGCGUAUUGUCGACGGUGAAGCAUUUCCCUGGUCUUGGAGCCGCGAAGAAGGGUGAAAACACGGAUCUGAUUCCUAUCACAAUCGACUUGCCCUUGAGUGAAAUCCGUACUUUUGACGAAGUGCCGUAUCGUACCGCUAUUGGCAACGGGAUCGAUAUGAUCAUGACAUCUUGGGCAGUGUACCCUGCCCUUGAUGCAAAAUAUCCUGCUGGAAUGAGCAGAAAGUGGGCUACAGAUGAGUUGCGAACCCGACUCGGCUACAAAGGUGUCAUCAUUACUGAUGCCAUCGAAGCCGGCUCUCUGAAAAGCUUUGGAAACGAUGGGCAGCGAGGCGUAUUGGCUGCAAAGGCUGGAGUAGAUAUCUUGCUUGCUUCAGGCAGGAAUGCUACGCAAGGAGAGGCUAUUGUUAAAGAGAUCGUGGCGGCCUUGAAGCAGGGUACUCUGUCUAUGACUGAGUUCCAGGAGAGCACGAAGAGAAUUCAGGCUCUCCAAAGCCGUCUUUCAGCAUAA
Messenger RNA from Nannizzia gypsea CBS 118893, 1062 nucleotides. Its product is annotated as beta-hexosaminidase A. Bases 1 to 1062 code for a protein of 353 amino acids. NCBI's taxonomy places the organism in Eukaryota, Fungi, Ascomycota, Eurotiomycetes, Onygenales, Arthrodermataceae. Gene Ontology annotation, biological process: carbohydrate metabolic process; peptidoglycan turnover. The transcript has a single exon. Gene Ontology annotation, molecular function: hydrolase activity, hydrolyzing O-glycosyl compounds. The record is from RefSeq and is a predicted model, not a curated record.